Molecule: messenger RNA, 1176 nt
Organism: Naegleria lovaniensis
Lineage: Eukaryota; Heterolobosea; Eutetramitea; Acrasida; Naegleriidae
Exons: 5
Coding region: 1-1176 (391 amino acids)
Source: RefSeq, a predicted model, not a curated record
AUGUUUUCUCAAUCCAAAACGAGACUCUACGUCAAGCACGAUGGUCGUGUCUUUGAAUCCAUAUUGCAAGAUCCAAAUGAUCAUUUCACGAAACUAGUUUGUGAAGGAACUACGGCUAUUGGUGCAACAGCUCAAGGUCAUGUCUACAUUUGUUCAAAAACUACAAAACCCGAACUCAUUGAAUCUUGCCAAGAGUUUAAGGAGGAUACAACUAAAAUCAAAUUUUUACUUGCUGGAUUUUAUCAUUUCAUCGUGAUUAAGGAGAGUAAUCGAGUUUAUGCGGCUGGAGAUCAAAAUUAUGUCGGUGGGAUUAUUGAAGCGGAGGAGGGCGACAGGAAUUAUUUGAGACGAGUCAAUACAGCCAUGAUCAAAGGAACCAUCACACAUGCAGCGUGUGGUACCUAUUCCACCGUAGUGGUUGCUGAUGAAACCAAGGUAUAUGUAAAUGGAAAACUUGGAAAGAACACAAACCAAUUUGAAAGGUUACAAUUCAACAAACAAGUUUCGAGAAUCUCUGCUGGUUAUGAUCACAUGAUCAUUAUGUGUAAGGAUGGCACUGUCUAUGGCCUUGGAACGAAUGGUUAUAAACAACUCUUGGAUAUUGACCACCAAGUGCAUGACUCGCUAGUUCAAUUGAUACCACCAUUUACCCAUGUUUUAGAUUGUACAGCUAUUCGUUUGAGUCAUAUCACGUGUUGGGUUACUCCAACAGUUGUUCACGUUUAUGGAUAUUUUGGUGAUCUUGGUAGGCAAAUGUUAAAUUUUGGGGCAAUUACUCAAAACGGCAGUCAUCAUGUCACAAUUGAUCGUGAAAAACUUGGAAAUGAUUUUAAUAUUUCAGGAGCAUAUACAUCAUUGACAUUUUUUGAUAAGAAACACCGUAAAUUAAUUGGUGGAGGUGGUUCUUCAAACUUGAAAGAAUUUUCAAAAUUAGAUUUAAUAGAUGAAAUGUUUGCCAAAGCGUUAGACAAACAAAGUCUUUAUGAUAACUUAGAUGAUACGUUACUGGAUGUUUCUAUUGGAUCAGAUAUAGUGGCCUUGUUAAUUGGUUAUGAUUUUGACAAAGUUGGAAGCUUCACCAAAAAAAAUUUGCUGAAAAUGUGCCACAGAUGCACAGGUUCGAAUGACGAUUCGAAUAGUAUUGUUCCAUUCAGUGACGUUUAUUUGAAUUUUUAA